Echinops telfairi (small Madagascar hedgehog) is the source of this 842-nucleotide messenger RNA. RefSeq names its product ubiquitin carboxyl-terminal hydrolase 47-like. Gene Ontology annotation, biological process: protein deubiquitination. The record is from RefSeq and is a predicted model, not a curated record. The coding region runs from base 96 to 842 and encodes 248 amino acids. Gene Ontology annotation, molecular function: cysteine-type endopeptidase activity; cysteine-type deubiquitinase activity. The transcript has 7 exons. NCBI's taxonomy places the organism in Eukaryota, Metazoa, Chordata, Mammalia, Afrosoricida, Tenrecidae. Gene Ontology annotation, cellular component: cytosol; nucleus.
CCAGCUCCAGCAGAGGCUCUGAGGCCAGUGUCCGGCUCAUCCUACGGCCCACUGGGAGGAUCACGAAGCUACAAAGGCUGUCCAUCCUAGGACACAUGAGGUGCUGCUUCUUGGGCUCCUUCCACCAGGACGAUGAGAAGAAGGGACGGGCCGGCUAUUGGAAGGGCUGCUCAGGGGAACACCAGGGGGCAGCCAGACAGAAGAAGACUGGAAAGAAAGGUCAGGGUCAAGGUUACCACAAAACCAGAGCCCAGCACCCAGGGUACGCAGGUCUGAUCAGCCAGGGUGCCACCUGCUACCUGAACAGCAUCCUGCAGUGUCUCUUCUUCACGCAGGAGCUCCAGGACGCUGUCCGCAGAUGCGAGGACCAGGGGGAGUCCAGCCUCGUCACACAGCUGCGCAGGCUCUUUGAGGCCCUGGAGGAGUCCCAGGCACCCGUGUCCACCACCGCCAUCACCCGCUGCCUGGGGCUCAGGAAUGUGCACCGCCAGGAGGAUGCCCUGCUGUGCUUCCACAUGCUGUUGACCAGGAUGACUGCUGAGCAGAGGGAGCUGGGGCAGCUGUUCCAGAUGACCCUGGAGCAAGUCACCCAGUGCCAGCGCUGUGAGACCAAGACGGGGCUGGAGGAAGCCCGGCUCUUCCUCGUGGUGCCUGUCCCGCAGGGACCCGCAGGCACCCCGUGCUCCAUGGACAAGGCUGUGAAGGGGCUGUUCCAGAAGCAGUGGUUCACGGGGGACAACCAGUACUUCUGUGACGAGUGUGACCGUAAAGAGGACUCCUGCUCGGGGGAGCAGUCAUCACCUGGGCAGGCCCUGCUAGGAGCUGGCCGAGCACGACCAUAG